This is a messenger RNA of Fraxinus pennsylvanica, 5832 nucleotides long. Lineage: Eukaryota; Viridiplantae; Streptophyta; Magnoliopsida; Lamiales; Oleaceae. The record is from the annotation of a GenBank genome assembly.
AUGGACUCGUACGCUCCAUUAUUGGAGAAAACCCGAGUACCCCAACCGUCGCUCCAAAAACUCGCCGUAAUCUCCAUAUUCGACAAGCUCCGAUCCGCGCCGGCGCGGCUUGCUCCGGGAUCCGAUCCCGGCCGAGACGCCAUCACUCGAUGCCUCCACUCCACCUCUGCCGCUGUCGUCGACCAAUCGACUCGAGAAUUAUGUCGUCUCGUCAAGGACUCAAAAUUGGACCUGCUAACUGGGUUGUUGGAGCUCCAGUCCGCCCUCGAAGCCACCAAUUCUCGCUUCAUCAAUCUCUUCAUCAAAGCCAUCGGAUUUUUAACGACAUUAGGCUUCCAGAAUGAUCCCUCUACCUUCCGUUUUUUAUCCGCGGAAAUUCAUCCAUUCGUGAAGAUACUUACUUGUGGAGUGGAAGUGCAUUGUGAGCUUGCAAAACAAGUUAUUACUUUUAUGGUGAAGAGCAAGCAUUUGGGAUUGGAGGAUGUUUGUGAAUUCUUGAUGCCUUUCUUAUAUCAUUCGAUCAUAAAAGUUUCCAUCACGAGCUCUUAUACUCUCUUCACGAGGAACUUAGUGUCCUCAUUUGCGUCAUUUUGUUGUUUAUUUCCUCAAGAGGCCAUCCCUGUAUUUAAGCUGUUGAUAGGAUGUCUCAAAUACUUUACAUGCAAGAAUGCAGAAGAAUUUACAGAUGUUUCUUAUUUUGUUGAAUGUUUGGUGGACGCAUAUUUGGUGGUAUUGAGGCAGUUGGUCGGAAUGGGAGUGCUUGUUCAAGAAGCUCAAUUAUGCGGUGUGGCACUGCUGGAAGCAAUUUUGUCUCUACAUGGGGAUUUUCGCCACCACUCUAGUGGCAUUGAGAAAAUUUUAGAAGUAUUGUGGCGCUUAUUGGCUGUGCAUAGAGAGCUUGGCCUAAAUUAUAUUACUGAAUUGAAAUCAGCGAUACUAUCCUUGUUCAUAAUUUUCAUUCAGUCUGAGCUCGAACAUGAACAAUAUUCCAUUGUGAAACUGGUUCUCUAUCUUUUGAGAUGGAAAAGUGAAAAUGAAUAUAAUGUUGGUGCUUCUACAAAUGAGCUGAGUGAAGAGCUCUUAUUCAUUUUCCCUGUUGUCAACCUUGUUUCCUCUCCAUGUAUAUCUGUUAAACAAGUAGCAACUGAUUUGCUUUCUGUUUUGGGGAAGACUAUAAUGACUUUGCUGACUGCACCAAAGGCAAAGCAAGCUGUUGAAGGACUGUAUCCGUUUAUUACUACGCCUGGAUGCAUCAUAUUUAGGCUCCUACAGAAUUUGUGGUUUCAGGAUCAAUCUUCAACUUUUGGUUCUUACUAUGUUAAUUUUUCUUCCACCAAUGAACUCUAUGUUAAAGAAGAGCAUUGCACAGGAAGAACAUGGCCUUCUUCCCUAAAGGAAUACUCCCUUGGAAUUGUUGGGAAGCGUAAAUCCGCUUCAAUCAUUUCUCAGUCAGAGGAAAUCUUUUUGACAGAAAUGCCUGCUAUACUCUGUGCAGUAGGUAGUGUCUUGCUCAUGCAUCAAAAGUUGAGGAACUCUGUAGUUGAUCUCUUGGCUGUUUGUAACAAUGUGGAACCUAAACUUGGUGUCCCUUUGUUGCUACUCGCUCUAUUCUACAAUCAUAUAUUCUUGAGUAAUGAUAAAGAAAUUGAUUUUCAUGACAUGCUGCUAAAACUCUGGGGCUUGCUUCCAUCAUUGGCUUCACAUCCUGUUAUGAUACCACUAAUUGUUCAGACUAUAAUGCCAAUGCUUCACAAGGGUGCAAAGCCUGUUCUAUAUGCUACCGCAACGCGUUUGAUUUGUAAGACCUGGGAGAUCAAUGACCGCGUCUUUGGGAGUUUGCAGGGAGUAUUAGCGCCAAAAGGAUUGAGUGAGUUCUCAUCUGACAGAGAAAUCUGCGUUAGUAUUGCUGUUUCCAUUCAGGAUGUUUGCCGAAGAAACCCAGAUAGGGGAGUUGACCUUAUUUUAAGUGUAGCGGCCUGCAUAGAGAACCAAGAUCAUUUAGUUCAGACUCUUGGACUCCAAAGCGUUGCCCAUCUUUGUGAGGCAGAUGUAAUUGACUUUUAUACUGCAUGGGAUGUGAUUGCAAAGCACGUGCCGAACUACUUUGAAAAUGCCACUAUUGCUCAUGGGCUGUGUCAUCUUUUAAGAUGGGGUUCAAUGGACGCUGAAGCACACCCAGAAGUUUCUUCGAAUGUGCUGAAAAUAUUGUGGGAAAUUGGAAGUGACAGACAUGUCGGUCAGGGUUCUUUAUGGACAAGAACUCGAGCGGCUGCCUUCAUGGCAUUAUUGCAUUACGAGGUAAUGCAUAUUCAUAGAAGCAUACCAGAUUUCAAGAAUAGGAACAUGGAAUUGUUUACUUCUGAGACUGACCCUGAAGUACUGAAGGCAUUGGAAGAAUUUGAAGUCAAAAUCAUAAAUUAUGAGCACAUUACAAGACGAAGAUUUGUAAAGCAAAAAAGGGUCUCUGCAAACAAGAUUGAGAAGUUGUUAAAUGUUUUCCCUCAGGUUAUUUUUACUUCAGGAAGUAACAGCAGAGCUAGAGAAUUCCCUGGUGCAGCUUUAUUUUGUCUUUCAUUUUCUCAAAAAGAUACGAACAGAGGAAUGUCAAAGGGAUUACAAUAUGUGCACAGUAAAUACAAGGAUGCCAUGGUGGAAAUAGCUGCAUCUCUUCAGCUCUCGAGAAAUAUUUUGGUAGCUCUACUCUCAUUGCAAUCAUGGAAAGCUUUUAUGCAAAGAUGGAUGAGGUCUUGCAUCAUCCUGCUUGAUGCUAAUUCGCAUUACACUGUAUUAGAUAGAACUUCGAAAGCUGCUAAUGAUAUUUUGAAGGUUAUAAGACAGACAGCAGAAGAAUCUAUCCCUAGAUCUGCUGAGAAUAUGGCUCUGGCUCUUGGGGCUUUUUGUUUGGUGCUGCCAGCUUCUGCACAUGUUGUGAAGUCGUCUGCUUCAAAGUUCCUGCUGGUUUGGCUGUUUCAGUAUGAGCAUGAAUGUCGCCAGUGGUCAGCCGCAAUUUCUCUUGGGUUGAUCUCAAGUUGCUUGCACGUGACUGAUCACAAACUGAAGUUUGAGAUUAUAAAUACACUUAUUGAGGUUGCAUCACUUAGCAAGAGCACCCUUGUAAAAGGAGCUUGUGGGGUUGGAUUGGGUUUUUCAUCUCAAGAUCUUCUAACCAGGGUUGAUGCUGAAGAGAAUUUUCAGGACAAAGAGACACGGAAAAUGAAAGAAACUGAUUUAUUAAAAAAGAUUGUUAGGACCAUGCUUCUUAUGAUAUGUCGGUUUGCUGGCUUUUCAGUUGAUAUUCUUAAAAACCUAUCUGCAUGCUUUCCACUUGGAACCAAUGACUUUGAUUCUCCUAAGAUAAUUGAAUAUCAGAAUGAGAAUUUUGAUAAUCUGGAGGAAGAUAUAUGGGGUAUUUCUGGACUUGUCAUUGGGUUGGGGAAUUCUAUAGAUGCAAUUUACAGAGCCGGGACCCAUGAGGCAGUUUUAUAUUUAAAAGGCCAAUUUAUUUCGUGGAUUCAAAAUGUAAACUCUCCUGUCUCUAAGUCUGCUGUCAGUGAAGCACGUGGGUUAUUUUUAUCGGUAGGAUCAUGUCUUGCACUACCAACUGUAGUGUCUUUCUGUCAAAGGGUAGAACUUAUUGACAAUACUGAGUUGGACCGUCUUCUGAGUGGCUUCAGGGAUCUCAUCUCUGAUCUAAUGUCUGUUAAACGAUUUGAUGCCUUCCACCAGAGCUUGUUGACAGCAUCUUGUGUAGGAGCUGGGGGGCUGCUUUCUAGCAUUUUGAAUGCAGGGUUACACACUAUAGAAAUCAAGCAUGUUAAAGAUUUGCUGACAUUGUUUAGAAGAAGUUACUCAAGUUCUCACCCUCCACUUAUUCAUCUAGGUGGAAUGCUUGGAGUUGUGAAUGCAAUAGGGGCAGGUGCUGGAACAAUGGUUCAACAGCAUCCUCUAACCUCCUUUAACACUGCAGUCUCUAGAAAGGAAUCUUCUUACAUAACGGGCCCUCUAAUUUCAAAUCCUGUCUUGGAGCCCAAGGUGACGUCAUUGAUUCAGGAGAUAUUUCUUGUUGCGCAAAAUUCUGAUGAUCCCCAACUACAGCAAUAUGCAGCAUGGGCAGUGUCAUUUCUCAGGCAUUCCAUGUUCUCUGGAGAACUUUCAAAUGAGAAAAGCAUUAUUAAUAAUGACUCUCGUGAUCUAAAGUCCCAAUCUCAAAGUAUUUCCGAGGACAGUGUGGUCAUGAAACUGUCUUCAUGGCUAAUGCAAAUGAGUUCUCCUGAGGUCGCUUCCAGUACAAGCACAGUUGCAAGUGUUUUGAGUUGCUUGUCACUUGCUCCUAGGUUACCAUUGUUGGACUGGAGAGCAAUAAUUGGGCGGUGCAUGAAAUAUGAGGGUCUAGUUUCUCAGUUGCUUGCACCAGAUUCAGCCCUUCGGAAAGGAAUUCUCAGGGAGGAGUGUUUACUGUUCUUGUUAGCCCAUGCAAACCAAUAUGAUGAACUUCUCAGUUUCCUCGAUGAGCUAUCUGAUCUAGCCAGGUUCAAAACACUCGAGCCAAACCUGCAGUCAACUAUGCUCUUGCAUGUGGCAGACCUGAUAAAGAUAUUCUCUAGUUCUAGACUUGGGAAGCUCUUUGAUGACUUGGCUACCUUUUUACCUUGGUUUGCUUCUUCUGACCGGUACAACCAAGAACAGAAAAUCUCUAUACGGGUUUCAUGCUGGAAGGGUUUACACCUUUGCUUGAAUGAAUCCUUUCCCGAGACACAAGAUUACACACCUAACUUAGAAAAUUGUAUGGAGGUUCUCUUUACUCUGUUGCCUUGGUCAUACUCUGCUGAUACUGCGGGAUCAUGCAAGGGGACUUCCAAUACAGAAUGGAUUGAAGCAAUUAGAUGCCUUGGGAAGGCUCGACAAGGCUGGUUAUUGAAUCUUCUUCUGAUUACCGAUGCAAAUUUCAUAGAGAACAGCCAUACCAUCAAAAUUUUGAAGAAGAUUCAAGCAAAAGCCAGACUAGUUCGAAUCGGUGCCAUUUCAUUGAAUGAGCUCUGGAAAUUAAAAGCUCAUAUGUUGAGCAUUAGAACUGAAGUUAUCUGGGAUGUUCUUGUAGAAGUUGCAAUUACAGUGCAACACGCCGAAGGAAGUGCCAGGAUUCAAUGGCUUAUUGAAACAGUGAAAAUAAGCUGUGUUACAAGUUAUCCUGCCACGGCUCUGCGGUUUCUUGGUCUACUAUGUGGUGGCUGUUGUAAAUAUAUGACCGUCCUGAUUAUUGAUCAAGUCAGUGUGUUGAGUGAUCUGCCCGUCACCCUUUCGUCUCUCCUUUCAGAAACCAGCUGGGGAAAAGUAGCAGAAUCUGUGGCGUCGGAUUUCUGUACAUCAACGGAACGAAUUUAUGAUUGGGUGAAACAUAUAAAGGUUGGUGAUUAUUCGCCUGGUUCACAAACUAUAGAUAUAAGUGAGAACGAUACGGCACCGUUCCUACUGCAAGUGAUGCGUGAAGCAUGUAUUCAUUUGAAACCUUACUUACCUCCGGAGAAUUUGCUUAGACUAGCUAACAUGGUUGUUCCGUGUGAAAUAUGUAUUAAAACGUCAAGUAUAGCGAUGAAUCAGAGCUACAGGAAUUGGGCCCCACCGUUGCCACAACCACAAUUCCAGAACCCUAAACCUAACAUGAACCUUGUAGGUAUAAAACCACGCCCAUCUGUUACUUUCAGUAAAUCAACGACGCAAUUGGGUCCAAGAAGCAAGUGGAGGGGGAAGAAGGUAGGUAUGCCGUUCAACAAGAGGCGGUCUCACAGCAACGGGAUGGGCGACUCCUCGUCGCGACGGUUCACAGAGAGAUGA